Messenger RNA from Mycotypha africana, 713 nucleotides. Its product is annotated as thioredoxin-like protein. The coding region runs from base 77 to 556 and encodes 159 amino acids. NCBI's taxonomy places the organism in Eukaryota, Fungi, Mucoromycota, Mucoromycetes, Mucorales, Mycotyphaceae. Gene Ontology annotation, molecular function: glutathione peroxidase activity. The record is from RefSeq and is a predicted model, not a curated record. The transcript has 6 exons. Gene Ontology annotation, biological process: response to oxidative stress.
UUUUUACUUCGUCAUUGUUUCUUUUUUCUUUUCUAAACUUCUCGUACGUCUUCUUCGACAUUUAUCUUUGCUUAUAAUGACAACUUUAUAUGAUUUUACUGUUAAAGACAUUCAAAAUAAUGACUGGAACCUUGGCGAUUUGAAGGGAAAGGUUGUAUUAUUUGUCAACGUUGCCUCUAAAUGUGGCUUUACCAAACAAUAUGCUGGUUUGGAAGAAUUAUACCAAAAGUACAAGGACCAAGGUUUUAUUGUUGUUGGUGCACCUUGUAACCAGUUCGGUAAUCAAGAGCCUGGUUCUGAAGAAGAGAUCCGUAACUUUUGUACGAUGAAUUGGAGUGUUACUUUUCCAUUGACAGCAAAACUUGAAGUCAAUGGAGAUAAUGAGGCACCUGUCUACCAAUGGCUAAAGUCAUCUCAACCUGGCAUUUUAGGAUUGAAACGUGUAAAGUGGAACUUUGAGAAAUUCCUCAUUGAUCGCGAAGGAAAGGUAGUAAACCGCUUUGCUUCCACAACCGAACCUAAAACAAUUGCCUCAGAAAUUGAGAAGCUUUUGUAAACAUUAUCUAUUUUCAUUCUCUAUUGACGAAGGUAGCUAACGCGUAUAUAUGAUGAGUAAAAGACAUUCAAUUGUACGACAUGUCGUACAGAUAGUCCUACAAUUCUAUCAAUUUUAUCAAUAAAUAUGGUAUACAGAGCAUAAGAAAAAAAAAAAA